Medioppia subpectinata is the source of this 2669-nucleotide messenger RNA. The record is from the annotation of a GenBank genome assembly. Lineage: Eukaryota; Metazoa; Arthropoda; Arachnida; Sarcoptiformes; Oppiidae.
AUGUUGAAUCAAAUGAAUUUAUUUGUAUGUUUUAUUGUACGGCUAUUCAGGCAAUCAAUUGGACUCCAUUGCGGGAUCCGAUGAGUUGGUUAUCACGACGUUUACCGACGGCCAGAAUGAGACGCCGCAGAACGUGACGGUCGAGUCCGCCGGCGCUACCAAUGUUAUAGUCCGUUGGGAACCGCCGGCCAAAGAGUUAUCGAAUUCAAUAACGGGCUAUAAAAUUAAAUAUAAAAUUAAAGGCAAUAAGAAGAUUGAGACGAUAUUAACCGAUGGGAACCGACGGCUCUAUGAAUUAACCAAUUUAGAGAAAGGCGUCACUUAUAAUGUGAAGAUACAGGCGGUCACUGCGAACGGCACCGGACCCUCAACCGACUGGUUGUCUGUCGAAACGUUUUCAAAUGAUUUGGACGAAACUCAAGUUCCCGAUAAACCCAAUAAUCUAAGGGCUAAACCCAAUGCUAACACAAUAUACCUGAGUUGGGCGCCGCCUAAUAACCAGAAUAUAAUGAUUAGGGGCUAUACGAUCGGUUGGGGAGUAGGCUUUCCCGACGUCUACACCAAAGUGCUCAACGAUGGAAAGCAGCGCUCGUUUACUAUCGAUAACUUACAGUCGUCUUCGGAGUAUGUGAUAAGUUUGCGUGCAUUCAAUCAGGUCGGCGACGGACAGCCCAUCUACGAGACCGUCAAAACGCUGGUCGAAUCGACGCCCGAACCGCAGCUACCAAUGCUUCCGCCCGUCGGCCUCAAAGCUAUUGUCCUCUCGUCGACCACUAUUAUCCUCUAUUGGACGGACACUACACUCGCGCGCAAUCAGUUAAUCACAGAUAAUAGACGCUAUUUAGUGAGAUAUACCAAUAAUUUUCACUCGAAUAAUCCGAAGUACAAGUACUUCAACACCACUGACUUGAAUAGUAUGAUCGAUGACCUGAAACCCAACACUCAAUACGAGUUUGCGGUUAAAGUGGUGAAAAACCGACGCGAAAGCACAUGGAGUAUGAGUGUGUUGAACAUCACCCAAGAAGCGGCUCCUUCUUCGCCGCCCAGAGAUUUAACAGUAGUGGCGGCCGUCAACGACGACCCCACUGUCAUCAACCUUCACUGGCAGCCGCCAAAGCAGCCCAACGGACAGAUCACCGGUUAUGUCAUAUUCUACACCACAGACAACACCCAACGCGACAGGGAUUGGGUGGUCGAGGGUGUGAUCGGCGACAAAAUGACCACAGUUUUGAAGGGACUCUUACCCGACUAUACCUAUUACUUCAAAAUACAAGCGCGUAAUAACAAGGGUUACGGUCCCAUAUCGGCAGAGGUUUCAUUCAAAACACUUCAAGCUUUACCCGAUUCUCAAGGAUCGCGAUAUUAUGACGGCCGCAAUAUAUCGACGAACACUCUGUACAUAAUAAUAGCGGUCAUAUCAGGCAUUUCAAUAUUGCUGCUCAUAGUUGUGGGCACUUUGCUCUGUCGGUCCAAGAAUUCUGCCGGAGUUAUCAACGCUAUGCGCAAACAUAAGGGAUAUAUGGCUGCGGCCACCAGUCCUACAGCUAAAGGCGCGGCCAUGAAAGGCAAAGGAGGCCGAGAACUCAAACCGCCCGACCUAUGGAUUCAUCACAACGAAGCUCUUGAACUGAAAGCGAUCGACAAAAGCCUUACGAACGAUAUAAUGACCGCAACUAUUCAACGGAAUCCUCAGGAAAUGGAUUGCGAUAUCAUUUCAUCGAAAAAGACGUCCACAUAUAGCGACUCACUCUAUGAUGACAUUAACAAAGAGAUUAAAAGGUCGUCGUCUCCCACAGAAUCGACAUUAAUAAUUAGCGGGACGUCAACCACCGGUCGGCGAACGGGUCGCGCGAAACCAAUCACAAUACCCGUCGAACAAACGCCGGUUUCCAACGGAGCCAUAAGUCUGGAGCCGUCGACCGGUCUGUCGCGACCGAUGUAUCCGCGGACGCAGUUUAAUAUUCCGCGCGCACACGUGAACGUCACUCUCGACUCCAUCGACGGACCCACGAGUUUGCACAGUUCGGCGCAUCAUCUGUACGAUCCGGUGGCGUCGCCCUCAUUGCAUAUGGGCCUCGGCUCCAGUUCGGUGGCCAACGGUCCGCAAAUACUCUCAAUGCCAGUGAACAGUCCGUCACCUCAAGUCAUUUCAAACACUAGUCCCGCUAUUAACUAUGGUUUAGGCAAACGACAGUCCGGCCAUCCAUUAAAGAGCUUUAGCGUUCCGGCGCCCCCUCCUCUCACUACACCACCAAAUGUGUUGCCACAGCAUAACAUGGUCAGACCUCAGUUCAUACCGAGUCCUCAUAAGAAAAUGGCAGCAAAUGGUAUGACAUCAUCGCAUAAGAACUCAUUGACACCGACCAGAACUCCCGACGCUCUACGAAGAGAAGAAUUAACUUCCUCUUAUAGUACAGAAGAGUUGAACCAAGAAAUGGCUAAUUUAGAGGGUUUGAUGAAAGACUUGAGUGCCAUCACAGCCAAGGAGUUUGAGUGCUGAUGAUUGUCACAACUGGUUUGCUAUAUAUGAACGCUUCGGUCAAACAUUUUGAGCUCAAUUUUGAUAUUAUUUAACUGAUUUGGAAUUGUGUCACAUUUUAACUGUGUUUUUAAACAAUUUACAAGAAUCUCACAAUUUGUUUAUAUAAUUCAGCAUUUUUUAAACCAUG